Molecule: messenger RNA, 756 nt
Organism: Penicillium salamii
Lineage: Eukaryota; Fungi; Ascomycota; Eurotiomycetes; Eurotiales; Aspergillaceae
Source: the annotation of a GenBank genome assembly
AUGAGACCCUGUUCCUUUGUUCGAGAUUCAACGCAACCUCCCCUUCAGCCAAACUUCGAACCUCCCAUCAUGGACCUCUCGUCUCUCGAGGGCCCACAAAUGGUGAACCCUAGAUUCAUCGUUCAACCAGAGAUUCCAGCUCGUAUCACCCGCUCUCGCACACCCACUCAUAUCUUGUUCUCAAAACCCCUGCCCCCAAGGCCCCCAAGGCCAGUGUCAGCAGAUGCGGCCUCUCACCGACGGCGUCAUAAUUUCCAGCAGGAAUGGCCAUCCGAAAGAAUGAUGGACGUCAAUGUGAGAGGCGAGCCCGCCUACAGAGGGAGCUCGUCAUACGAAGUAUUCCCCGAUUGCGAUCCUCGAAACCAGCAUGUCCUCUCCGUGCAUACACCCCAACAGUACCAAUCUGGCCCCCACAUUCGACGGCCCCGAAGCUGCAACCCUGCCAACCUCGUCUGGCUCGAAGAUGAAAAGCUUUGGGUCGUUGGUGAUGAGAGUAUGGCGCGACAACACCGGGUACACGAUAGACCGCCCUUAGAAUCGAAUUCACCCGUUUCACCACUCUCUGGAUACCACCCGAUAUCAUUCCACAGAACCGAAUAUGACUUUCAUCGUUCGGCCCAAAAUGACAUACCGACUCAAUUACCGGUGUAUGGUGGUCAUGGCUUCGGACCACCGCAUGUUGCUCAGUCAAGAGACGAUCGGGUUUCAAGGUGGAUCUCGGUCGUUGAAAGAACGCAUGUGAACAGAAGGGGCUGA